Messenger RNA from Opisthorchis viverrini, 2520 nucleotides. RefSeq lists its product as hypothetical. Gene Ontology annotation, molecular function: protein binding. The transcript has 8 exons. The record is from RefSeq and is a predicted model, not a curated record. The coding region runs from base 29 to 1876 and encodes 615 amino acids. NCBI's taxonomy places the organism in Eukaryota, Metazoa, Platyhelminthes, Trematoda, Opisthorchiida, Opisthorchiidae.
GACCACCUCUGCGAUCUCCCAGCUGUUGAUGGACAAAACACUGCUUGGCCACACACCUGGGCGACGUACUGAAUGUUGUGCGGUUUCUUCCAAUGAAACGAAAGUCGAUGAAGGGGAUGAAACGCCUGAAGCUGAUGACUUCGAAGGUCGAACUAAUACUGGCAACGUUUGCCCAACAACACUUCCAAAGAUUUCAAUGAGUGUAUCUAAUGAAGACGGAUCCACAGCACAGAGGAUACAAUGGAAUACGUCUUCGACCUACCCGGACGAGUGUCGUAUUAAAUAUCAGUUAGUACGCACCUUACAAACCGGAUCAGAAGAGGAAAUGAUACAAGAUGUGGAGCCAAAUGGAUACAUGAUCACGAAAAACCUCGCGCCGCGUACGGUGUACAAAUAUAUCUUGAGAAUUUCUCGCAAAGUCAAGGGAAAGCGUGUUAAAACUGAGGCAAAAAAGUCGAUGCAAACACAUAAUAGCGAGACGAUGAUCUCGGUGAAAAAAACUGAGUGGGAAGGUGAUUUACUUCGUGUGGAAUGUUCAAAGUUGUUGCCCGGUAAUGGUGUUCGUAUCACUGUAACGAGCGAGGCGGAUCCAGGUGUUGUCCACAGAUCUUACAAGCAGCAGGCAGUUUUACUCCCUGUUCCACCGUGCCAAGACUACCUUGUCAAAGCUGAGUUAACAAAUGGGAAGGAUGUGAUUCAUUCUUCGGUGCCAAAGGCUAUUUCGGCAAGAUAUCCUGUCAUUGAUGCACCAAGGAAUCUUGUUAUCAAAGCUGUGCCACAUGUGCUUGCACAUCGAAUUACCUGGAAUCCACCGUUGCUGUCCGAACCUACUUGUUCUGAGAUGUCCUACAGCUUGGAACAAAUUGUUCAGGAUGGAACCACGGAGCGCAAGACGUUUUUCACAUUAUUAACACCGGAAAAAACAAUAAUGGAUCUGAUUCCGAAUACAGUGUACCAGUACAAAGUAAAAGCAAUUCUAAAUGCAGUGUAUGAAGGACCGUCCUCAGAAGCGGAGCAAAUCAUAACACCACCAGUACCUUCGAAACCGACGGAACCCAACGUUUCUUGGACAGAUACGGGGCUGUUGAUAGAUUGGACGGAUAAGCUAAAUGCUGUAGAACAAAUAGAGAGGGUGAAAAUUCUACACUCAACUGGAACACACCUUGUCCAGCACGACGAAGAAGCAACUGCCCAGCGUGCGACGCUCGAUGUUCAGAGUAUUCAGUGCAAAUCACGCGUUCUGUAUGCUGUUGAAAAUGCCGCUGGAAAGUCCGAAUUCAUUUCCCUCACCAUCCCAACACAGCUUCCCUUACCCGUUCCUGGAGGAUUGCGAGUGAAGCCCGAGUCAAAUAGCUUGGCACACUGGGUUAUCUGGGAUCCCGUUAAAACUGGAUGUGAAGUACACUAUCGUGUCGUCAGCAUGACUAAUGGACGACAGAUAACACAUUCCGAGACAAGGCAAACGAAUGUUUUCAUCAAAGAUGCAGCACCGGGAGAAGUGUAUACCUACGCCGUUCAGACUGUGGGUACUGACAAGCAAACUAGUGUCCUCUCAACAACCGCGACAUUUAGAACACCCCAGGCUACAAAAAUGGAAGUUAAGAUGAAAGGCAGGGUUACAAAUGGAGGCAUCAGUGUCAAUUGGGAACAUCCAGGAAGCAAAAUGGAUAGUUACUCCCAUGUUGUAUUCAUUGUGAAGGAGAGAACCCAGGAAUCUUUGUUUAAUCAUCCGUUUGGUCAAUACAGUAUCGUCCUUCCAACCAAAUAUAAAACGGGACCUGUGAAAUUAUACGCAGCCGUCCAAAAUGCGGCCGGGCUAUCUCCGUUUAGGAAAGUGACGCUACGAAACAAGAAGAUACGAGAAGGUGGACGCUGAGCAACUAAACGCAACAUAUUGGAAAUCCCAGCAUUUUAUACCUGUUCCAUUUUUCACAUUUUGCAGCUCCACAAUUUCUGUGCACUCAUUCGACUGCAAAAUAUCUAGUAAAAUGCAGGUUUUGCCAAUACCAAAACGCGCUGAAUUUCGUGAAGCGGUGUUUUUAAAACACUCGAAUCCUGUCUAACUUUAUUGGUUCUACUCCUCUAUUAGUGUUUCAUGCAAAAUGCUAGCUCUUUGAUCUGUAUUCCAAACCAAAGUAUUCCGAACUGGAAUGCCUAAGAAGACCAUUGUGCAUUAUUCAUUUCCCGGGUAAAGUGUACAAUUGGUUUUCAUUUCUUCAAGAACGCCUGCUAUUCGAGACUGCCAGAUUUCCUUGUGGUGUCUCGUUUGGACUGAUUGCUGGACUGAGUCGGAUGAAUAUUUUUUUUAAAAAACUUGCCUCUUGUUAGCAGCGUGAGGUAAAUUUUUCCCAUCUAUCCUCUUUGCGUGCACCCUGGAGAAAAUGUUAAACUAUUUUGGUGUUUGCGUCUUUCAAAUUAGCUUGCUGUGCUACUUUCGAGGUUUCAAUGAUCUGCUCGCAAAUUCACUGGUUUCUAUGGCGCAUAUUGUGGUUGGUUACUUAUACAUUUGGGCGUUUCCGG